Molecule: messenger RNA, 789 nt
Organism: Rotaria sp. Silwood2
Lineage: Eukaryota; Metazoa; Rotifera; Eurotatoria; Philodinida; Philodinidae
Source: the annotation of a GenBank genome assembly
AUGAUCGGUGGUUGGACGACCAACCCAGCUGAUUAUAUUGGAUUUAUUUGCAAACUUCGUGCUUUUUUUGUAUUUUCAACAAGAACAAUUGCUCCGUGGUUAAUUGUAUUAGCCACUGUUGAUCGAUGGCUUUUAUCAAGUGUCGAUGCUCAUCGUCGACAAAAAAGCACAUUAAAAGCUGCUCAACAAUGGACAUUUAUUAUUGUCUUUCUUUCAAUUCUUCUCUAUGCUCAACAACUAUAUUGUUAUGAAGCAAAUCUUAUUGAUACUCCUCUGCGAUGUUAUGGGAAAACAGUUGCAUGUCGUUUUAUCACUGAUUUAUCAUUUGCUGUAAUGACAAUUAUACUUCCUUUAGUUUUCAUGAUUUUAUUUGGUGUGCUAACUAUUUCAAAUGUACGUCAAUCUCAACGUCGUAUUCAAGAAUUACACUUACGGAAUACGAAGCUUACAUUGAAUAAGUCAUCAGGAUCAAAUAAUGGAAAUACAGAACACAAAUCAAAACAAAGAACUGAGCGUAGUCUUCUUCGAAUGCUUUUUUUUCAAGUUUUACUUCUCGCUCUUUUUACUUUGCCGUUGUCUCUUGACAAAUUCUUUUCAACGUUCUCAGGAGGCAAUGAAACAUUGGUAGACGAGGCUAUUAACGACUUUGUAUAUGAUUUAGCAAUUUUGUCUUAUUUUAUAUCAAAUGGUAUGCCCUUCUAUAUUUAUACAUUGUGCGGUGGAACUGUGUAUCGAAAAGCUUUGUAUGCUUUGCUUAUGCUGGUGAAACGAAAGAUGAUGCGUCGAUAG